Messenger RNA from Colletotrichum godetiae, 1323 nucleotides. RefSeq lists its product as uncharacterized. The record is from RefSeq and is a predicted model, not a curated record. The transcript has 8 exons. Lineage: Eukaryota; Fungi; Ascomycota; Sordariomycetes; Glomerellales; Glomerellaceae. The coding region runs from base 1 to 1323 and encodes 440 amino acids.
AUGUCCUGGUCAUGCACUGUAGAAUGGUUGACUUCGUACCAAGGUCUUGAAGAUAAGUUUGACUAUCCGCAAAUCUACAUAGGCAGUCAAGGUAUCCAUUGCAAGGAUGCCUCCAGGCCAGCUCUCAACGAAGAAGAGAAGCCUCUUGUGUCACAGCGGACUAUACAGCUACGCCCGGGCGAGGCCAUGAACGAGGCACGGUUUGAAACAUGCGCCAUCGAUUGGACGACUCAAGCCGUAGUCGGCGAGGCGCGGAAAAGACAGAGUAUGGCAUGGUAUGGCAUGGCAAGCCAGGCCAAGGCAGGACGACGACCAGACAAACCAGGCCAAGCAGGCCAGUAUUGCUUCUUCCGUAAGUUUGCGGAGAGGGGGAGAGGAGAGCCUCGUGGGUUUGAUACGCGCGACAAGCAACCGCCAUUGAAUGGCCUCUGCUCCAAAAGUGUGGAGUGUGGAAUUGCUUCAGAUGGUGGAGGAAGAAACCGGAGAAGCUGGAAGACCGGGGAACAAGUGUCGGACGAUGCCGGGUUGGGUGUGCCUGCCAUCAGUAUCUGCAGUGCGCGGCAUAUUGUUGGAAGUGAGCCUAUCCUGUUCCGCGAGACACUGAGAGAAAGAGAACGGCGGGGCGGGAGAGGCAAAUUCAUGGGCGAAGCUCCACCGUUUGGCGCUGACAGGAACUGCAAUGACUGCUUCCCUGAAAGUGAGACUGAGCUAUCAUCGGACGCGUCCAAGGAGACUGAUCAGCUAGGCAGGGAAAUACUGGAAAUUGAGGAGCCUGCUCAGCUCUUUGAAUGGGCUGGCUUGUCCGGUUCAUGCCGAAGAACCGUGGAAAGUAUUCUCCAGCUGUCGACUUUGCUGGAAACCAAGCUCGAGGCCAAGGACCAAGCCAAGCCGGCUCAACUCUCCCAUCUCUUCCCCGUGGAGGCCGACCCAUCCACUCGGCGUGAUUCGGGUCUUGUUGAAGUCGCAACCGAAUCAACCACCAUCCCCUAUUGGCUGUCAGCCAGUGCAUUGUCUGCAAUGACCCUGCCUUUGGCUUCAGCCUGGUCUCCUCCUCGCGCCGUGCCCAGUGGUACUCACCAUCUUACACCUUCCGUGCAUGACAUGCCUCUCCCGGGCUCAUGGAGAAGGGCUGUUGAUGGCACUGACCAAGUUGACUUUGCUUAUACCCCAGAGUGUUCAUCCAUGUGUAUGCGUGUACCCAAGGGCACAAUCGGAGACACAGAUAGGCUCGCUGCCUACAUGAUCGUAGACUUUGGUGAAAACUGGGGAAGCCAAGGUCGCGCGUGGAUUUUAGUCGCGCGCAGCAGCAGCACAAAGCACUAA